AUUCGGAUCCGAGGGUUUAGGGUUAUCGGGAUCCAGCCCCAAAAUUUCUUCCGGCGAUUCAUCUCCUUCAACCAUCCCCGCCAUCCGACCCGUCGUGAUGUUGAAGUUUCUGUCGAAGGUGCGGGUGGAGUUCAAUGCGCUAGACCCACGGAAGGCGGCGUGUGUGGAGAUCCUGGCGCUGUGCAACGGCCGCAAGGCCAAGGAGUCCAACCCCGCUUGCCAGGUCGAGCUGCAGCGACGCACGGAUGACAGCCCACCACGGGUAGUCGUAACCUACGUCAACGGUGUCGAAGAAGUUAUCGACGCAGCCGCUACUCCUGCCCAAGUCAUCCGCAAGCAGAUACUCGACCGGGGGCAACUCCUAGAAACCGAGCAAAUGUUCCGUGAAGCCGGAGUUGUGUGGCCCGUGCUCAUCCCCGAGGAGGAGAUCCACCAGUCAUUCCCGGGUACUAAGUUCGAGACUACCAUUGUGUUUGAAGACCUUUCAAUAGUCAACAUGGGAUUAUGAGACUACCAUUGUGUUUAUGAUGCUCAAAACUCUUAUCUUAUGAUUUUGACAAAUGACAAUAGAAGACCAACAAUGUGGAUCAUCAAAAUGUUUUGGCCGAAACAUUUUUGAGACCACUAUUAUCUUUAUGAUGCUCCCAAGUGAUGUAGCACAAGAAGAGAUUGAAUGUUGGGAGGAAUACUUUCAGACUUUUGGUGUUCAAAAUGAUAAAAAAUAAGAUUAUCAUUCAAUUCUCUAUACUCUGAGGAAAGAUAUAAAAUAUUUUAAAAAGUUAUCUUGAAAUAUGAGGUAUGUCCAUUUAUUCUCUAUACUCUAAGGAAAGGCUUGUCAUUUUUCAUUAUCUUCAAUAAUACGAUGAUUAUUUAAUUAAACAUAAGUUUCAUGCUGGUAGUUGCUACAACUAUUUUCUUU
Molecule: messenger RNA, 919 nt
Organism: Zingiber officinale
Lineage: Eukaryota; Viridiplantae; Streptophyta; Magnoliopsida; Zingiberales; Zingiberaceae
Exons: 2
Coding region: 98-508 (136 amino acids)
Cellular component (GO): mitochondrial large ribosomal subunit
Source: RefSeq, a predicted model, not a curated record